Anopheles nili is the source of this 1942-nucleotide messenger RNA. RefSeq names its product protein arginine N-methyltransferase 5 (gene csul). Gene Ontology annotation, biological process: peptidyl-arginine N-methylation; regulation of DNA-templated transcription. NCBI's taxonomy places the organism in Eukaryota, Metazoa, Arthropoda, Insecta, Diptera, Culicidae. Bases 1 to 1881 code for a protein of 626 amino acids. The transcript has a single exon. The record is from RefSeq and is a predicted model, not a curated record. Gene Ontology annotation, cellular component: nucleus; cytosol.
AUGCCCACGGAGCAGAAAUUAAAGAUAGCUGUAUCGCUCUACCUCGACACAGUGCACGAUUUAUCGAAGGAGCUUGAACAUGCUACCAAGGUGAAUUGCUGUUCCGUGACCAUUCCCAUCGUGCACUGGAACUACGAUCGCGAAUUUGUGCGGGAACCGCUUCGUUCGAAGCACAGCCAGUUCACUCGAUCGGAUUUGCUGCUGUCGUCCUCUCAGUGGCUGAACAAAGUGAUCUGUCGCAUCGGGAAUAACGUGCAUUUGGACUCACCCAUUGAUCACAUCCGUCGCCAAGCGGAACGAACGGUUCGGCAAGAGCUAUCGUUCGCUGAACAUCUGGUACAGCAAGGGUACCUGUACACCAAACUGACGGGAUCAAACUGCGCCAACUUAGCCAGAACGGUCGCCUGCAAUAUGUCGAAGGGAACGCUGCUCAUUGAAGUUCCCAUGUCCAAUCCAAAGCUUACACAAAACGGCUGGCGGCGAGACGUGGAAGAGGAGCAGACGGUAGAAAACCCUUGGAACUGGUGGAACACGUUCCGUAUGCACGCGGACUAUAACCCGGCUGUUAAAAUAGCCCUAGAACUGACGGCGGACGUACCGAAAAAGGAUGAAAUCUAUCGUUGGUUAGGCGAACCGAUCGAUGCUCUGGUGCUGCCGGCUAACAUUUUUCUCACAAACGCCAACAAUUAUCCUGUCCUUUCGAAGGCUCACCAGUCGAUGCUGACUUUAUUGUAUCGGACGUUCUCCUGCCACUUCAUUCUGAAAGCAAACCCAUCGGAUGGGCAUGUUGCACAUUACGUGGACUACAUCAAGCACAUCCUGAGGAGCAAUCACGUGCAGGAUCCAUUGCUGGGGUAUGACGAUAUCCUCCAAAUACCCUUGCAGCCACUGUACGACAAUCUCGACAGCUUGACGUACGAGGUGUUCGAAAAGGACCCGGUUAAGUACAUCUACUACCAAAAAGCUAUCGAACAAGCCUUGAUCGAUCGCGUGCCGGAGAGCGAACGCGAAACGAUGACGUCGAUCAUCAUGGUGGUCGGAGGCGGACGAGGACCUCUCGUGCGUGCUGCACUAAAUGCCUCCAAGACCACGAACCGUGCCGUAAAGGUGUACGUGAUCGAAAAAAAUCCGAACGCGAUAGUCACGCUGACGGCACACAUCAACGAGCUGUGGAGCGAUCGGAACGUGGAACUCAUCAGCACGGACAUGCGCGACUUUAAUCCACCGGAAAAAGCGGACAUUUUGGUGUCCGAGCUGUUGGGUUCGUUCGGAGACAACGAGCUGUCGCCCGAAUGCCUUGACGGUGCGCAGAAGCACCUGAAAGACAACGGUAUUAGCAUUCCCUGCAAAUCUACCUCCUACAUUAAUCCAUGCUUCGCGUCGAAGGUGUACAAUCAGGUGCGCAUGUUAGAACGAAGUCCGCACUGCAAGGAUCGCAUAAUAUCCUCGCGUACGAUGGAGCAAACGUACGUGGCGUACCAGAAGAAUGCGUACCACAUCGAUAACCCGCAGACUCUGUUCGAGUUCGAGCAUCCGAACCGGGACAGCGAUCCGAUUGACAAUAACCGCUACAAGACGGUUCGGUUCCAAGCUUCGCUUGAUUGCGCGCUGAACGGGUUUACGGGAUACUUCGAUACGGUGCUGUAUAAGGACGUCAAGCUCAGCAUCCAUCCUUUUACCCAUACGAAAGGGUUGGCCUCCUGGUUCUCGAUGUUCAUCCCACUCACGGAGCCGGUGCAGCUGAAGGAAGGCGACGACAUUACGGUGCACUUCUGGCGUUGCGUUGCGUCGCACAAGGUUUGGUACGAAUGGAGUCUCAGCUCGCCAGUGGUCACGCACGUGCACAACAUCGAUGGGCGCGGGCAACCGAUUUGGCAAUAAAGCCUUACUACCUCUCAAAUACUUUGUAACGGGUUUCCGAAUGCUUCUAAGAAGCCGAAUC